This is a messenger RNA of Myxocyprinus asiaticus (Chinese sucker), 885 nucleotides long. It is a transcript of the gene optc, whose product is annotated as opticin. The record is from RefSeq and is a predicted model, not a curated record. Lineage: Eukaryota; Metazoa; Chordata; Actinopteri; Cypriniformes; Catostomidae. The coding region runs from base 1 to 885 and encodes 294 amino acids. Gene Ontology annotation, molecular function: protein binding. The transcript is spliced from 6 exons.
AUGGAGAAUUAUGAUGUGGACUCAGACACAUGGGAUCUGAAUUCUUAUGGAGAAACUUAUGAUUAUGACGACCUGGAUGAAGAGAUUGAGGUUGGGACACUGGCCCCUCCUCCAGCUGUCACUCAGCCACCUGCUAUAGUCCCUCCUGAGAACUACGUGGAGGAAGUGACACUGCCACCCCGCUCGACAAAAUCACCUGCACCUUCCACUCUAGACUUCCGUGGUCCUGGACUGUUUGGGCCUGAAACAGGAUUAGGGAUGCCGUCCUGUCUGCUGUGUGUGUGUAUCAGUGGCAGUGUGUACUGCGAUGACAUAGGGCUGACUCAGAUCCCCCCUCUCCCCAAAGACACGACACACUUCUACGCUCGCUUCAACAUAAUCACAGAGGUCAAGGCCAGGGACUUCAUUAAUCUAAAUCAUAUGAAGAGGAUUGACCUGAGUGGAAACCAGAUUAGUAAAGUGGACGAGGAUGCUUUCCGUUUACUGCCUCAGCUUCAGGAUCUGCUGCUGUCUGACAACAACAUCCAGGCCCUCCCGGAACUCCCAGCUACCAUGAAACAUAUUGAUGUCUGCAAUAACCAGCUGAGGAGUACAGGCAUCCAUGCAGAGGGCUUUAAGGAAAUGAAAGAACUGCAGUUCCUGUACCUGUCAAAUAAUAAAUUGGAUUACAUUCCUGUACCACUACCUGAGAGCCUAAGAGCACUCCACCUGCAGAACAACAAUAUCCAGAGCUUAAGCCGAGACACUUUCUGUAACACCCAUGACAUAAACUACAUACGGAAGGCCCUGGAAGACAUCAGGCUUGACGGAAACCCUGUGGACAUCAAUCUUUAUGCCCAGGCUUAUGUCUGCUUACCACGUCUGCCUGUAGGCACUCCAGUCUAG